AUGGUAGGCAAGAAAAGUGGAAAGGCUCUCCUCCGCGAGGAGGGUCUCGAACGCACCGAUAACAACAUGGACCUCACCACCUGGCCACAAGUUGUGGCCAUCAACCAGAAGAAUUACUACACCGAUUACCUCAAACGGGACGAGCAGAUCCUUGCAUUCAGAAGUCAGCAUGAAGAGACUCGCAAUAGAAUGGUUAAGGAAGCCAAAGAUCGUGACCGAGCACUAGCGCAUGGACAACUUGUUGGUCCCGACGGCGAUGUCGAGAUGGACGAUGAUCAAGAACAAGAUGAGGAUGAAGACGAAGCCUCCAAUGGCUCGAAAUGUAUCGUGCUCCAUCUAGGCAGCCAGAAUCUCCGUGUCGGACUAGCCAGUGAUGCCCUCCCGAAGACGGUCCCCAUGGUUAUUGCAAGACGUGCCGCUGCGUCCGAAGCCGAAGAUGAGGAUGGAGAACCUGCACCGAAACGCGUCAAGCUUGACAAUGGCCUCGUACCGAAUGAGCCUGAGAAGCGCUUUGGCGAAGAUUUCGCAAAGAAGUUCACCGGCAUGUCUAACGACCUCAAAGUCCGCAUGAGAGCAAACAAGAGAAAAGUCCUCCCACAGUCUAGAGACAUGGUGACCAGCCACAAUCGCCGACAUACAUACGACACGAUCACCGAUAUGAAUGAUACCAUGAGAAUCGAAUGGACAGACGUAUCUUCGAAGCCAGAGUUUGUUACCGGCAUGGAUGCGCUCCGCAUCCCGGAUGAAUCUACUCCUCGCUACAGGUUAUAUUGGCCCAUCCGGCAUGGGUGGGUCAACGAAGCAGACUAUUCAUCAGCAAGAUUCCUAUGGGAAGACAUCAGAAUCAUCAUACAAGAAGCCAUACGAUCACAGCUGGGGGUCCAACCGGGGGAUCUUAAUCAGUACAGCUGUGUGAUCGCCAUUCCAGAUUACUACGAGAGAACCUAUGUGACUACGCUACUGGAUAUGGCAUUGACCAUCUUCAGUUUCUCGAAGGUGUCCUUCAUCCAGGAAAGUCUGGCAGCGUCCUUCGGCUGUGGAAUGAUGACAGCCUGCAUCGUAGACAUUGGCCACCAGAAGACGUCAAUCUCAUGCGUCGAAGAUGGCAUGAUCGUUGAGAACUCGCGAGUCAACUUGAAGAUGGGCGGACAAGACAUCACCAAUCUUUUCGUGAAAAUGAUGAUCUACAAUCACUUUCCGUAUGCGGAUAUCAACCUCAAACGGCGAUACGACUAUUUGCUGGCAGAAGAGCUGAAGCAGAAGCUUCUAACCAUGACGGAAGCCGAUAUCUCUGUUCAGAUGUAUGAUUUUCAUCUACGAGCGCCAAACCAAGAGACCCGAAAAUAUACCUGCAAGAUCUACGAUGAAGCCAUCCUGCCGGUCCUUUCACUUUUGAGGCCGGAGAUGUUCGACAUGACUGGUAAACUGAAAGAUCGACAUAAACUCAUCGACAGAUCUUAUGACAUCUACGAUGGCAAACCAAAUGAUCCAACAAGCACUGCCCAAGCUGAGAUCCUCACUGCUAUAGCGCCUGAGGAGAUCCUCUCAAUCACAAAGGCCAAACCGAACGGAUUGUCAACUAACGGCCAUGUGGGCGGUGUCAGCGGAACCGACUCACGGCGGCCGUCUGUAUCUCACUUGCCAAACCUUAAUGGAGAUGGAGCAGACGGAACUCCCCAAGCCUCUCAAGCAAGCUCACCCGUUCGUCAAAUUGAAGCCGGCGGAACCCCACAACCAGACGAACCAGGGACACCCCUGCCCAACCCGCUUGAUACGAUGGUGGUAAAACCUAAGGAGGAGGAAGAAGUUGAGGAGCCGCUUUCCAUUGAGCGACGCGAUGACAUACUGCCGGUGUAUCCGCUUUUCGCUGCGGUCAUGGCAUCGGUCAACCACGCGGCAAGAGGCUCGCCUCAACGAACUCGUGAGUUCUUGCAAUCGAUCACUCUUGUCGGCGGUGCCUCCAUCACACCCGGGCUAUCGUCGCAUCUAGAAGAGAUUCUACAAGGUCAAAUGCCUGGGUACGGGCGGGAUAUCAACGUUCUGAAACCGCCACGAGAGUUGGACGCUCAAGUGGUUGUCUGGAAGGGUGGUGCCGUUUUCGGUCGCAUGAGUCGUACCAAUGACAGUUGGGUCAGUCCUAUGCUGUACGAGAGACUGGCGGAGCGGGUGUUGAGUCACAAGCUCAUGUGGGCUUGGUAG
Messenger RNA from Cyphellophora europaea CBS 101466, 2199 nucleotides. RefSeq lists its product as uncharacterized. Lineage: Eukaryota; Fungi; Ascomycota; Eurotiomycetes; Chaetothyriales; Cyphellophoraceae. Gene Ontology annotation, biological process: double-strand break repair; regulation of DNA-templated transcription. The transcript has a single exon. Gene Ontology annotation, cellular component: Ino80 complex. The record is from RefSeq and is a predicted model, not a curated record. Bases 1 to 2199 code for a protein of 732 amino acids.